Ceraceosorus guamensis is the source of this 760-nucleotide messenger RNA. RefSeq lists its product as hypothetical. The transcript has a single exon. The record is from RefSeq and is a predicted model, not a curated record. Lineage: Eukaryota; Fungi; Basidiomycota; Exobasidiomycetes; Ceraceosorales; Ceraceosoraceae. The coding region runs from base 258 to 662 and encodes 134 amino acids.
ACGUAACGCCUCGCUCUCGCUGUCGCUUGUGAACCCGGGCUUGCAAGUGCAGCGUGACGCGACGCGACGCGACGCGGACGGACGUAGCGAGUGAUAGACGCGCAGCAAGUAGGGGCCAAGCACUCAUGCCAACUCUCGCUCUGCAGCAGGAUAGUCUCUGCAGCCGCCAUGUGUCAUUUGCCGAUGUCAACGUAGUUUCUUGCGCAAGGAUGUGAGGGUGCACAGUGCGGGGCUUGUUCGACUUGCUGCAGUGGCGCAUGCGCAAGGCAAGGCAACGCGGCGUUUCGCAUGAUUGGGAGAAGAGACGGAUGGUACUGACGUGCUGCGUUGCGGUCGGGCCCAUGUUCUAUUUGAUGGAUGACUUUGGCACAUUCGAGAAGGUGCUUCGUGCUGUGACCCGUAGCACAGGCAGGGUCGAUUCGAGAGCUCCAAGCAAAACAUGCUUGUGUCCCUGCGCAGGGUCAGCCCAAUCGUCUGGAAGCACAGGCCGAUCAGCCUGCAUGAAAAGAUCCGGAAAGGGAGUCGGAAAAGGUCAGGGCUGGUGUCUUCAGUGGCGGUGUAGCAGCACGAUUGCUGCGCCGGUGAGGCGAGCCGAAGCUAUGAGCGCAGGCCGGAGCCCUCUCGCUUCCUUCUGCCCGGAUCCAAGCAUCGAGCGCGUUUGAUGUAAUAGACACUGAAAUGCCGUGAUGCUCGAUGCAACUAUCAUUUGAUGUCACUUGGAAGUCCAUGUUGAAGUGCUUUCUAAGUCCGCAAGGCUGCG